This is a messenger RNA of Cheilinus undulatus (humphead wrasse), 5040 nucleotides long. Its product is annotated as vang-like protein 2. The record is from RefSeq and is a predicted model, not a curated record. Gene Ontology annotation, biological process: multicellular organism development; establishment of planar polarity; Wnt signaling pathway, planar cell polarity pathway. The coding region runs from base 402 to 1979 and encodes 525 amino acids. The transcript is spliced from 8 exons. NCBI's taxonomy places the organism in Eukaryota, Metazoa, Chordata, Actinopteri, Labriformes, Labridae. Gene Ontology annotation, cellular component: plasma membrane.
CCAAAGUGGAGCUGGAGGCGGGGCGCACGGUGCUACGGCUGAGUGGAAAGAAAGUGGAAAGUGAGAAAAUACCUGAAUGGACUAUCUGGAAUAAGUCAUAGCCUUCCAGCUCUUCCCUGUGGCGACUCUCCCACCCACCAUCCUCUCCCACCCAUCCCUCUUCUCCUCCUCUGUGAUUGCUCCCCCGCUCUCCCGCCUCCCCUUCUCCUGCUCCCUCCUCAUCGGCCUCCAAGAUAGAUUCCCUCAGGAGUAAGGUUGACCUGCUCAAGCUGCCCCUGGCUCUAUCCACCAAGUCCAUCUCUGAGCGCAAGAGUCAGCUGGGAGGAGUCGGCGAGCAACGCAGCACGGCGGGAGGAGGAGGAGGCGGGGCUCGUAAAGCCCGCUCACCGCCGACCCGAGACAUGGACAACGAGUCGCAGUACUCGGGCUACUCAUACAAGUCGUCCCAUUCACGAAGCUCCCGCAAACACAGAGAUCGGAGGGAUCGUCACCGUUCAAAGAGCCGAGACAGUAGCAGUCGUGGAGACAAAUCAGUCACUAUCCAGACUCCAGGAGAACCGCUGCUGGAUGCAGAGUCUACCCGUGGAGACGACAGGGAUGAUAACUGGGGCGAGACAACGACGGUCGUCACCGGCACCUCAGAACACAGUAUCUCUAAUGAGGACCUGACCCGUGUCACCAAAGACUUAGAGGAGUCAACUCCACUUGAGUGUAAACGCUUCGUAGGCCCGGCUCUAGGAGGCUGCCUGAGCUUCUUUGCCCUGAUCACCCCGCUGGCCUUUCUCAUCCUCCCUCAGGUCCUGUGGCGUGACGGCCUUGAGCCCUGUGGCACGCCCUGUGAAGGCCUUUAUGUCUCUCUGGCCUUCAAGCUACUGGUUUUACUCAUCUCAUCCUGGGCGCUGUUCCUCCGCCCACCUCGGGCUACACUGCCUCGGUUCUUCGUGUUCCGCUGCUUGCUGAUGGUGCUGGUGUUCCUGUUCGUGGCAUCAUAUUGGUUGUUCUACGGUGUGCGGGUACUUGAGCCCAGGGAGAGGGACUACAGGGGGAUCGUGGAGUACGCUGCCUCUCUGGUGGACGCUCUGCUCUUCAUUCAGUAUCUGGCUCUGGUGCUGCUGGAGGUUCGACACCUGCAGCCAGCCUUUUGUCUCAAAGUUGUCCGGAGCACGGAUGGAGCAAGCCGGUUCUACAACGUUGGACACCUCAGUAUCCAGCGGGCAGCUGUCUGGGUGUUGGACCGUUAUUACAGCGACUUCCCUGUUUACAACCCCGCUCUGCUCAACCUGCCCAAGUCCAUCCUGUCCAAGAAGAUGACCGGCUUCAAGGUUUACUCUCUGGAUGAAAAUACCACCAAUAACUCCACUGGACAGUCCCGGGCCAUGAUAGCAGCAGCUGCCCGGAGGAGAGAUAACUCCCACAAUGAGUAUUACUACGAGGAGGCUGAGAUGGACCGGAGGGUCCGCAAACGUAAAGCCAGGCUGGUUGUGGCAGUAGAGGAAGCCUUCACACAUAUAAAACGUCUCCACGAAGAGGAGGCUGCCUCGUCACCCAAACACCCCAGAGAAGUGAUGGACCCUCGGGAAGCAGCUCAGGCCAUCUUUGCCCCGAUGGCGCGCGCCAUGCAGAAAUACCUGAGGACAACCCGACAGCAGGCCUUCCACAGCAUGGAGAGCAUCCUCACACACCUGCAGUUCUGCAUCACACACAACAUGACGCCCAAGGCGUUCCUGGAGCGUUAUCUCACCCCCGGCCCCACCAUGCAGUACCAGCAGCAGAACGGCAGGGGCCGCCAAUGGACUCUAGUGAGUGAGGAGCCUGUGACCUCGGCCCUGCGCCAGGGUCUGGUGUUCUCCAUGCGACGCCUCGAUUUCUCCCUGGUUGUCACGGUGACACCGCUCCCCUUCCUGCGGCUCGGGGAGGAGUUCAUUGACCCAAAGAGCCACAAAUUCGUCAUGAGGCUACAGUCAGAGACCUCGGUGUGAAAAUGACUUCUCUUUUUUUUUGUUUCCCACGCUGUCCCCUCUUUGGCUGGAUCUCACUUGUGUGGCAGGACAUGUGGAGGACAUAUGGUCCUCCUAAAUCUGAUUUUUUUUUUUUUUUUGUCUGUGACUCAAAAACCUUUAAAGGAGAGGAGAGAGUCCUCCUUCUCAGACGCUCUGAUAUCAAACUGUGAUCAGCUCUAAGAUUGUCCAAACCAGGAAUCAAACAGAUGCCUUGACUUUACUCUUUGUGUUUUUAUGUCUUCAUGACUAAAUGUAAAAAAACAUUUUUCUAACGGGGGCUUUUUCUACUUUUUUGGCCUUUCCUUUGCUGUAACCACUGGACUACUUCACUGCGCUGACUCAACACUCAAACCAGAGGAGGGGGAUUACGUCACACGUGUCACUUCCUCUUUCUCAUGUCUUAAAAACAGAUCUGGUCAGACCGAUCUACCACUGCUUCUCAGUUCCAUGUCAGUGCGAUAAGUUUGACGAGGAUGAAGACUUUUUCUGUUGAAGGGUGUGACUUUUUGUACUUACAGAAUGUAGCAUUAUGUGCAUUUCAAUUAACACAUGACUUUUGUUUGGCCUGAAAGCCAAACAACCUUUUAUCUCACUGUAAAAAACAUGGAAGAACAUUCCUAGGACUCCACUCUUCAUGUGUUCAUGAUUGUCACAAAUAUGCAGCUUUUCUUUAUUAAACACUGGUGUUUUUAUAAAUCAUUUCACAAGUUUAGCAGGAAGACAAAGCAAAGGCCUCAUUUACACCUGGUAUUAACAAAACUGCAGAGCUUAUCAUGAAAAGGAUGUCAAAACAUUAACCUUAUGUCAGAAUUAAACAUUCUCAUAGGGGACAUGUCCCAUAAAAGUGCAGAAAAAACAACAUAUUAUGAGAGUAUCUUGACGUUUUAUCCUACUGAGGUUGUGAUUUUUAUCACAUAAACUUCACAAAUUUUAUUUGUAAAAAUGCAAACUUUUUUUUUCAAAAUAGCUUAGCAUUACAGUUUUAAACCUACAAUAUUAAAUGUGAGUAACGUAUCUUCUGAGUACUAUCUCAAGAUGAAAGAGCUUUUUACAGAGUGUGCAAAAAUGGGUGGAAAACGGUGAAAAGCGGUUAAAGUGGCAAAAUAGGUAUAAAUUGGCCAAAAGUUGAAAGUGGCUAAAAUAACCUGAAAAAGUAGGAUAAAGUAUCAAAAUGAUGCAAAAAAUCACUUACAAUCAUGCAAAAAGGGGCAGAAAUGGGUGAAAAUGCUUUAACAUACAAAUAUUAAGUAGCAUAAGAUAUGAAAACAACGGUUUUACAGUACAGCUUUUAAAAUACUUUCUUAAAAAAAAUUUUUUUUUUUUUUUAAAUUACUGUGCAAUUGUGGCACUAUUGUGAACUUAAAUCCAAUUUAAACAAAAAUAAUUGCAGCUCUUUAUGGAGUUAUGUAAUUACACAGAUUGACCUUGCAACUACAGCUACAUUAAUGUUGCAGCACUAGUGUACAUAUGUGUUAUCACAGUCAGGAAAAUAGAGAAAUUCACAGAAAAUAAUUCUUACCUUACACACUUUGUGGCGUACUUUGAGUCGCUUUGGUCAGAUAUGGCUCUUUUACACUCCACCAUUGUUUGAAGUGUUUUUCUUGAGGAGCAGUUAAUCAGUUAUACACCACUUCCAUGCUGAGUACCUGUGCCUGUGCACAUACAAGAGUAAUUGUACCACAAUAAAGCACAGUACUUUUAUCUGUGCCAGGGCCAAGCAAGUGUACAAUGCCUGAGCGUGGCACAGAGCACUCACACUGGUCAAACAAACUAGACUUUAGGGGUCAAACAUGCUUGAGCUCAUUAGAAUUGUUCGCCUAGUAUGAGUGUGGCCUUAGAGAGUGUGAAGGAUUUGCUAAUAGUGUUGCAGGAAAAUUAGCAUAUAAAGAAAGCUGAUUUCAUUUAAAGCUCUAGUGAGGAGCUUUAGUCCACCUGUGGACUAAAUGGUACGUCUUAUGUCUUGCUCAUUAUGGUCUGUACAGGUGUAAAAUAUGUUUUUUAAAUAGCACAUAAUCUCACUUUGUUUUGAUAGCUAGACUUAUCUCUCACUGUGAAUAUUUUCUCUGUAAAAUAUAAACAGACUGUUUACGCAGCCAGCCGUGUGGCAGCAGUGUCAGAUGAUGGUUGUCAUGUUUGUUUUUGAGGCAUCAGUACUUUAAAGGGUGAUCAGAAGCAGCUUAAAACUCCCCACAGGAGCUUUCAAAGAAGAAAAACCCAGAAUGCAAGCAUCAGUGAACUAUUUUAUAACAGCAUAUCCACAGUCUUAGGAGGAAUCCAUGAGUAUCUAAAGUGUCAUUUAUAUCCAAUCAUAGAGCAGAACAGAGGUGUAAAUGUAAAGGCUAAUGGUCAGAUAUCAUUCUCCAGAUUCAUACUGUAUCACAUGUUAAUACCAGGUGUAAAUGGGGUCAUUUUCUGUAUCACACUUUUACAAUGUGCACAAACAAUCUUCAGUCCUGAACCGGCAGCUUCAGUCUAACUCAGCUGAUUUUUAUGUUUCUUUUUCUGCAAAAAUCCCAAACCAGACGUGUGAUUGUACCUCCUCUCUGCAGCUCCUCUGCAGCAGUAGCGUCUCACCGCCUUGUACCCCAAGCUUGAACAAAUACAGUGACCUACCGCGCUGCCUCCAUCACACACAGCCUUACUCUUCACACAAGGAAGAGGAACAGCGUCUGUCCUCACGCUGACUCCACCGUUCUCUUCAUGGUCCUUGAAACUUACUGCUAACUGAUUGAGCCACAACUUGACUCCCUGUCUGAUUUCUAUGCUAAAUACGGAUCAAAAAUCCCUUUAACAUUUCUUUAAAUAUCCAAAUACGAAGCCUGUUGUGUUCAUUGGAAAGCAGAUGUUUUUUUUAAAUGCAUGCUAGAGUUAUUUCCAGCUCAAAUGUUUUUAUAAUAACUUGUUUUCUAUCAUUUUGAAGGUGCCUAAGUUAUGAUGAUGCAAUUUUUCUGAAUGUUUUUACUUUUGAAAACUAAGUGGCUUGUAAAAAAAUGUAGAUUUGUCAUGUAUUUUUCUCCUUUUGGUAACUGUAGCUUGUAUA